Malaya genurostris is the source of this 1586-nucleotide messenger RNA. Its product is annotated as thymus-specific serine protease-like. The transcript is spliced from 2 exons. The record is from RefSeq and is a predicted model, not a curated record. Gene Ontology annotation, molecular function: serine-type exopeptidase activity; dipeptidyl-peptidase activity. Bases 62 to 1468 code for a protein of 468 amino acids. Lineage: Eukaryota; Metazoa; Arthropoda; Insecta; Diptera; Culicidae. Gene Ontology annotation, biological process: proteolysis.
AAGCGUAGCGUAAAGACGCUGGUAUAUCCGCGAAGAGUAUUCAAAGUUCAACAUUUUAAACAUGAACAUCAAGGUACUGUUCCUGCUAGCUGGAUUACUAGCAGUGGCUAGUGGAAUGGUUCGUGAAGGUUGGUUCGAAACUCGCGUGGAUCAUUUCAACCCACGAAACCAGGAUACCUUCUCGAUGCGAUACUACGCCAAUGAUGAGCACGCUUACCGAAACGGACCGAUAUUCGUCAUUGUUGGUGGAGAUUGGGCCAUCGAUUUACGGUAUCUAACCGAAGGAUUGUUUUACGAUGUUGCCUACCUAGAAGGAGCGUUUUUGUUUGCCAAUGAGCAUCGUUAUUUUGGACACAGUCUUCCAUUUGAAGAUGCAAUGACGUAUCAUUUGGAUUUUCUAACCGUCGACCAAGCGCUGGCAGAUUUGGCAGAAUGGAUUAGUUAUCUGAAAACGACCGUUGUCGAAAAUCCAAAUGCGAAAGUAGUUCUGUUAGGAUACGGACAUGGCGGAACCCUGGCCAACUAUUUCCAUCAGUCGUAUCCUCAUCUGAGCAACGGAGUUUGGGUGUCCAGUGGCCCUGCUGAAGCCGCUCUAACGCUUCCUUCCUUCUUUGAGGUUCUUGGAGAAAAUAUUGGAACUCACGGAAGUCGCGAUUGCUACAACACAAUUUUCAGUGGUUUCCUAGUUGCGCAAAAUCUUAUUGCCCUCGGUCAGAGCGAUGUUUUGACGGAACUGUUCCAUUUGUGUGAACCUCUUGAUACCGAGAAUCCUUUGGAAGCAACUGCUUUCCUGUUGGGACUUCAAACCGACAUUCAGAGAGAAAUUUUACAUUUGCGUAACACCAAUUCUACUUCAAACAUGUGCGAACAAAUCGAAGGUAGUGACACCGAUAAUAGCCUGCACGCUUUGAAUGUAUGGUUCGCCCGUGAACACCAAUUUGAAGAAUGUGUCGAACUUAGCUUCAGUGACUAUUUGGCUCCGUUCGUUGAACUCGAUUUUGAAACGGAACAUCUACAGAAUGGACAUCGUCAGCGUUUGUACGUUCAGUGCACUGCCGGGGGACUAUUCCCGACGUCGGAUUCUCUAUACCAACCUUUCGGGAGUCAAAUCACGAUUGAUUUCUAUGUGGAAGUAUGUCGUGAGGCCUUCGGCGACUGGAUAGAUGAAGACUUCAUUCGGAGGCAGAUACAAAGUAUAAAUGUUCGCUACGGUGGUCGCCAGCCUCGCAUCGAAAAUGCUCACUUCACGCACGGAAGCUUAGAUCCAUUGAUUGGAUCGGGCAUUCUUGAAGAUGUUUCCGACAGUGCCUUCGCCACCAUCACGCCAAAUACGUUCUUCGCUCCGGAUCUGGAAUCAAUCGACGAAGAACUGGACUCGCCUGAACUGAUCGCCUCCAAGGAACUAACUAGGACACUCAUUGACGUUUGGAUAUUCAAAGAUUUCGAACCCAUACACGGAGAAGCGUAAACGAUAGAAUAAAACUAGAUAGUUAGUAGAUGUUAGCUGUCGAGCGAUACUGUAUUUUGUUUGAUGAUUUAUAUUCAUUGAAUUGUACAGGGAAAAUUGAAUGCAAAUUAAAAACUUA